CAGCGCCGCCUCUCUCCUCCUCCGACGCCUCCUUGUGUGCGCAGUUUUGCUGCAGCAGCCCGGAGUCGAGCACAGCUGCCCGGUAACGACCAGCGGCCAACACGUCACUGACGGUAACUUUUAAACACCAACCGCUUCUGGACAACAGCAACAACAACAACAACAACAACAAAAAGAGACAAAUAGGCACUAAAACGCGCCGAUGAGUUCUCCCGUUACCUUGAACGUGGGAGGCCGCCUGUACACCACCAGUCUGUCCACCCUGCAGCGCUACUCGGACUCCAUGCUGGGCGCCAUGUUCCGGGGAGAUUUCCCCACAACUCGCGACUCCCAGGGGAACUAUUUCAUCGAUCGCGACGGGACGCUUUUUAGGUACAUCUUGAACUUCCUGCGGACGUCCGAGCUCACCCUCCCCUUGGACUUCACGGAGACGGACCUCCUGAGGAAAGAGGCGGACUUCUACCAGAUCGAACCUUUGAUCCAGUGCCUUAACGACCCCAAGCCUCUGUACCCUCCCGACAUCUUCGAACAAGUCGUGGAGCUCUCAAGCACCCGGAAACUGUCUAAAUAUUCCAACCCGGUGGCCGUUAUCAUCACGCAGCUCACCAUAACCACAAAGGUUCACGGCCUGCUGGAAGGCAUUUCCAACAACUUCACCAAGUGGAACAAACACAUGAUGGACACCAGAGACUGCCAGGUGUCGUUCACCUUCGGACCAUGUGACUAUCACCAAGAGGUGUCCCUGAGGGUUCAGCUCAUGGACUACAUCAUGAAACAAGGCUUCACCAUCCGCAACACGCGCGUGCAUCACAUGAGCGAGCGCGCCAACGAGAACACGGUGGAGCACCACUGGACUUUCUGCAGACCGGCUCACAAAGUCGAGGACUGAAUCACGGCGCAGGGUUGUUACUGGUUGAUUUGUCUCCGUGUUACACAAGUCAAGAACUCGGUUUGAUCGCUUGUUUUGGUAAUGAGUCACUAAUAAUGUUUUUGUCCCUCCAUUGUUUUGAUAAAUAUGGUUCAGUGGCACAAGACCCAAAGUCCAGACAGAAAGCAUAAAAACAAUGAAAAUGUGAAUUUUUCACCUGUUGGAGUGAAGAACACUUUAUUUGUGCUCCCGCUACUUAUUUGACAUUACUAGAACAAUUUAUUCUCUGGGUUCAUGUCUACAAAAAAAAACGCAAUUCUUAUUAUUCUAUAACGCUUGUAUUUAUUUACGAACACUAUUAUACCCAAACAAUGCUAAAGAUCUGGGUAAGUAGAGGUUUUUUCAUUUUUCUUUUGAUAUUUUUUUUAAUAUAAUGUGGUUCCAAUACCUGCAUCUGUUUAUCUCAAAGUCAGCAAUAAAGUGAUUGUAAAGAGGUAGUCAUGGUUUAAGACUCUUUGCCUACACACAUUAUCAGAUCUAAGUCUUAAUGUGCAUUUACGUCUCAAUUUGAGGGGGAAAGAGUAGAUUGUCAAAGGUUUGCUGUCUUGGUCGUGUUUUGGACUACAGACCCUGAGCAAACAACUUUUUUGGGGAUCCCGUGAAACUUUUAAUAACGAUGAUGAUAAUAAUAAAUUCUGAUUAUCUUUAGCCCAAUUUACAGUAGAUCUUAUUAGUCUCUUAUGUCUUUGUACGGUACUAUUCCUGAAGACCCUAGUCGUCGUUGCAUGUGUCCGAGUGUCUUGUGUUUGAGUGUAUCUGUGCAGUUUGCAGUAUUACAUCAUGCUGUUACAGUUUUAGAGCUCAUCUCAACAGUGAUGUGUUUGGUCAUUUCAGCCAAAAUAAACCCAUUUGUUCAUUUGUCA
Cyclopterus lumpus (lumpfish) is the source of this 1791-nucleotide messenger RNA. It is a transcript of the gene kctd6b, whose product is annotated as potassium channel tetramerization domain containing 6b. Bases 203 to 889 code for a protein of 228 amino acids. Lineage: Eukaryota; Metazoa; Chordata; Actinopteri; Perciformes; Cyclopteridae. Gene Ontology annotation, molecular function: protein binding. The record is from RefSeq and is a predicted model, not a curated record. The transcript is spliced from 2 exons. Gene Ontology annotation, biological process: protein homooligomerization.